GUACAUGUGACAACGCUGCAGCUAUGAGUGGAAUUUUAAGGGGGAAGUGUGAAGAAAUUGACAACUCCUCACUCUGUUCCUCUGUGCAGGAAUCAGAUCAUGAAGUUUUUAGCUGUGACAGUGCUGACAGUGUUGAUAGUGUCAAUCCAUCCACUUCUAAUCAUUUCACUGGUACAUGUGACAGCGCUGCAGCUAUGAGUGGAAUUUUAAAGAGGAAGUUUGAAGAAGUUGAAGGCUCCUCACCCUGCUCCUCUGUGCGGGAAUCAGAUGAUGAAGUUUCCAGCAGUGAAAGUGCUGACAGCGGGGACAGUGUCAAUCCAUCCACUUCUAAUCAUUUUCCCCCCCCAAGAAUAAUAUUUAAAGCCCACAAAGAAGAAGAAAUGUAUGGUUUCUCUGAUUCCUUUUUCUACCACACUGCAACAUCAUCCCUUCCUGUCAGGCAGGGUAUUGUGAAGCUUGAAGAAAUGAUGAGAAAAAUUCUUAAGAGAACAUGGAAGUUAAGUAGGAAGGAAGGAAUUAUUGACGUGAAUCAUGCUAACCGAGUCCCGGGUGUGGCUCCACAUGUGCUGUGGAGUCGGAAACUUGAUGAGGUUCAUAUAGGCAAGCCAAGAAUUAACAAAAACAAAUCUAAAUGCCACAGAGGGGACAAGAUGGGAAAGAUGACUAAGAAUGGCACAGUGGAAUCUGAAGAAGCUAGCACUCUUACAGUGGACGACAUUUCUGACGAUGAUAUCGACUUAGACAAUACAGAGGUAGAUGAGUACUUCUUUCUACAACCCCUGCCAACAAAAAAACGGAGAGCACUGCUGCGGGCCUCUGGAGUGAAAAAGAUUGACGUGGAAGAAAAGCAUGAGCUGCGAGCGAUCCGCCUGUCACGAGAGGACUGUGGCUGUGACUGCCGUGUGUUCUGUGAUCCAGAAACAUGUACCUGCAGCCUGGCAGGCAUUAAGUGUCAGGUGGAUCGAAUGUCUUUCCCAUGUGGCUGCACUAAAGAAGGAUGUAGUAACACAGCAGGUAGAAUUGAAUUUAAUCCUAUCCGUGUCCGGACUCACUUUUUGCACACAAUAAUGAAACUUGAACUGGAGAAAAACCGAGAGCAGCAGAUCCCCACCCUGAACGGCUGCCAUGGUGAGAUAAGUGCUCACAGUAGUUCCAUGGGCCCUGUCUCUCACUCCGUAGAAUAUUCCAUCGCAGACAAUUUUGAGAUUGACACUGACCCCCAGGCUGCAGUGCUGCACCUGCAGUCGGCUGAGGAAUUAGAUUGCCCAGGCGAGGAGGAGGAGGAGGAGGAGGAGGAAGAGGAGGAGGAGGAAGAGGAUGGAAGCAGCUUCUGCAGUGGAGUCACCGAUUCGAGCACCCAAAGCUUGGCACCUAGUGAGUCAGAUGAGGAGGAGGAAGAGGAAGAGGAGGAGGAGGAGGAGGAGGAGGACGAUGACGAUAAAGGGGACAGUUUUGUGGAAGGUUUGGGUGCCCACGCCGAAGUUGUCCCCCUGCCUUCCGUCCUGUGUUAUUCUGAUGGCACCGCCGUUCACGAAAGCCACGCAAAAAAUGCUUCUUUUUAUGCCAACUCUUCAACUCUGUAUUACCAAAUAGAUAGCCACAUUCCAGGAACCCCUAGCCAGAUCUCCGAGAACUAUUCUGAAAGAGAUACUGUCAAAAACGGUACCCUCUCGCUGGUGCCUUACACCAUGACCCCGGAGCAGUUCGUUGACUAUGCCCGACAAGCGGAAGAGGCCUACGGCACCUCUCAUUACCCAGCUGCUAACCCCUCUGUCAUCGUUUGCUGCUCCUCCUCGGAAAACGACAGCGGCGUGCCCUGCAGUAGCUUAUAUCCUGAACACAGGUCCAAUCACCCUCAAAUGGACUUUCACUCAUACUUGAAAGGCCCCUCCCAGGAAGGGUUUGUCUCUACCUUGAAUGGUGACAGUCACAUUUCAGAGCAUCCUGCUGAAAAUUCUUUGAGCCUUGCUGAAAAGAGCAGAUUGCAUGAAGAGUGCAUCAAAUCGCCUGUGGUGGAGACCGUCCCUGUCUAGUAGCUUAAGACCAACUCUCCUCCUAUUUAAAGCACUGUAUUUAAUUGGAUUUCCUGGGCUCACGGUUGUUUAAAAUGAGGACCAAGAAAACUUGGACAGUAGGAAAUCUUCCAGACUGUAUUUUGUUUUCUUCUUUGUAGCUACAUGACUGUGGCAUUGCACAAAUACAGUCUUUAUGAGGAUUUUAAAAGAUUUCAGACUGUUUUGAUAGAAAAUGCUAAUUUUAAAAAAAGCAUAUCUCACAAUUGCCUACCUGUCAAACUGUGUGAAACCUGCCAAGCUGUGUAGAUCAGAGCUCCAAGUUUUGGAUUAUCGGGCCUGUGCAAGAUUAUUAACUAAGACUGGGAAAUAAUAAGAUUUAGAGUCCUACUUUUCGAUAUAUCUGAAGAUGAUAGUGACUUUUUAAUGUAAAAGUAACUAUUGUAAGAAAAAGAUUUAAUCGUUCCAUGUGUAUUUUAUUUAUGGUAGUUAGAAGUCAUGUUUUGAUGAAAAUGAACAGCAGCAUGUUCUUUUAAGCUGAAGAUGCAUAGUUAGUACCACCGAGCAUGCCACAUGGAUUGCAUCUGGAAUCCAUUCAUGUUUUUAUGAUCAUCACUGAUCAGAUUCGCAAAUACUUUCUUAAUGGUGAAAUAGGCCUAUUUUUGCUAUUUUGGACAAAUAAAUGAGUCUAUAUGUGCAGGUCCUUACACAGUUUUCUCUAAAGUUAAAGAGUUAGGACAAUCCUCUGGUGAGGGUCUAGUUUGUUGCCCUCCCUCAGUUGACUCCAGAGAUGGAGGUAGAAGGAAUUGCCUUUCUUUUUUAAACAGCAUCAUCUUGGUUCUUAGCUUGGACAGCACCUUUAAACUCUACUCCCCUACAUCAAAAUGCACUUUAGUGCCCCUUCAUGGUACCUUGUGAGGGGUGGGGACUGAGAACUCUUUGAGAUGAAAAUUUUUAAUUUUUUUUUAAUCUGUAACUAUUAUAAGGUUCAUAUAAUCCAAUGAUACUUUGUGAAGGAAAAAUGACCUGUUUUCCUUUGUCACUCUGAAGACCUAACUCAGUAAAAGCAGAGGAGGCUGAGGAACAUGGAAGAGACACAUCCUCAGCAGCCAGCCUUUUCUACAGCGUGAUCAAUCCAUCUCUACAAAAAGAGUGUGUAAUGAGAUUUUCAUUUAGUGACUAGCUGAUGGAAGUGGGGGGGGGCCCCACCCAAAUAUUCAACUAGGCCUUACUUUUUGAAGCAUUUUGAUUUCUCCUGCCUGGGACAAUUAGCAGAACAGUCCAGAAUGCAUUGAGUCCUUUCUAAUUACCUCACGUUCUCUUGUUAAAGAGGACAGAUAGAAAUAAAACAUGCACUCCCCACCAUUAGAUUAUGUGCACUUGGUUUAUCAGAGGACUUCUAAGAUCCCAUUUUCUUGUAAAUUAAUUUAGGCGACUAAAUAGUGUGUUUUACCUUCUUUUUUCAAUGCAAUAUGACUAUGCUAAAUCUGUUUCAUAUUUUUGAACUUCUAUUGUUAUAUCAUUUCACAUAUGCCUCUUUGAAAUGUGGACAUGCCUUGCUAUUCAGUGAUUGCAUCACUACUUAUUUUUUAUGUCUUUUGGACUUGGAUGUUUAGAUAUAUGGAUAUAAACAUAUUGUAGAUCCCAAUUCCUUAAAAAAUACUAUUUAAUUGAGCUUAAAAAUUUUUGAACUAAGGAAAGUCCUCCAAUGGAAAAGUUUCUUCUAAAACUUGAUUUGGGGAAAAUGUGUUUACUUGGCAGCUCUUUCAUUAUGCAAUUGGUUCCUAUCCCUUCUCUACCCCACUACUGGGCCAAAUUUAUAACCACUAAUAUUAAAGUGAAAGGAGCUUUGAGUUUGUCCUUAUGGAGGUUGCAGUAAUGAGAGCAGGGAUGUCCCUUUUUAGUGAUGAGUCCUUUGGGCUAAUCAGAUUGGGGUUUUGCUAUCCUGUGUUGUCUACAAAGUUACAGUUUAUAGUGCUUGAUCAAAUUAUUUUCCCCUACCAAUACAAUCUAAAGAGCACAGGCCCAAAGAGAAAUAUGACAAGAGGCUAUUGUUCUUUCGUUCAAGCACGUGACGGAAUCGCGUGUGCCCUGUGUCCUAGAUCAUUACAAGCCCUUGAAGUAUUUACCUGUGAAGCAUUCAGCUUAUUCUUGGAACACAGUAUGGCAGAGUGGGGAAGGGGUGACUCUGACUGGAGCAGAGUUGAAGGAUAGAAUGUAAGUUCAGUUUCUGAAAGGACAGAUAUGUAAUUCAGUUCAGGUUGAUUUUCAAGAAAGCUGACACCUGCUUGUUCAUGUUUGGCUGGUCUUUGUUUUGUUGCUUCAUUUCCAAAAGAACGCUUAAGCUAGAAACAGGUGCGCGCGCGCGCGCGCACACACACACACACACACACACACACACACACACACACACACACACAUUAUCCCCCUAUCUGUUCAAUUGGAGUUGGUAAUCAUAGCUACACAGAAGGAUUAAUCUUCCAACCAUACAGCUUCCAUUCCAAAUUUUCAUAUGUAUAACAACCCCUAAACAUCUCUCAUAAACUACAUGCACAAAUUACCUACACCCACAUCUACCACACAGGCACACACAUUCAACAGAUAGAUACCACACAGUGAAUAAUGACAGAGUAUAAGCAGUGGCCAAAAUUCAAUACAUUAUUUUGUACUGAAUUUCUCCCACCCUAGAAGCUGUUUGGGUUUUAUGCUCUAAAAAUGUCAUCUAAAAAGAGUACAAUUUUUAAAGAUAGAGUUUGAAAAUAUUGAGUCAAAGUUGUAAAUAAUACUAAUGAUAGAAUCAUUGCAUUGUUACUUCCUUUCCCAGAAAAGCUGAGAGAGCAGUGUUCCAUCUGACUUUUUUCCCCCCAUUAAUAGCCCUUCUAUUCAACGAAAACUGCCCACAUGCCAGGAAAGCGUGAUAGUUUUUCUAAGCUUUUUAAAAUGGGGAUCAAGCUAGAGGCAACCAGUGGAGAUACUUAAGAACUUUAUACCAAGACACAAUAACCUGACCUGCAGCCGUUGCAUUGCCCCCAGAGUAAGGAUAUCUAACCAAAUUAUAGUCAUUUUUGACACACGGCCUUUUAGUCAUUCACUGUCAAUAGCAAAGCUUCCUACAUUGGUCCCUGUUGUUUUAGCGCCAGCCCUCUCUACCUUUUACUGGACCGUAAUUCCCGGUUAUAAUCCAGGCCAAAUGGAUUUGCAAGUCAAGUGGGUAGAGCAGCUUGCAUUUCCUUCGUCAUUCUAGGUUUCCUUUGGGAGAGAGAAGUCAAUGAAAGAGAUUUACUUAAGAUUUUUUCCCCCAUUUCUUGAUCAUUGAUUGUGAAGACAUAAGUAAAACGUUUGCCCCAUGUCUUUUGGUUAAUUGAAUUAUAUAUUUAGUUUUUGAAAGGCAAUCUUUAUUGUUCGUGAUGAAACUUUAUUUUUCCUAUUGUCAGCCACAUAUAAAAUGUGAAAUUAAUAUUUACUAGAGUGAUACGAUCCUCACAAUGAUGUAUGACUCAAUAAUAGCACCCCCC
Hipposideros armiger (great roundleaf bat) is the source of this 5527-nucleotide messenger RNA. RefSeq names its product cysteine and serine rich nuclear protein 3 (gene CSRNP3). The transcript is spliced from 6 exons. Gene Ontology annotation, cellular component: nucleus. Lineage: Eukaryota; Metazoa; Chordata; Mammalia; Chiroptera; Hipposideridae. Gene Ontology annotation, biological process: regulation of transcription by RNA polymerase II. Bases 24 to 2033 code for a protein of 669 amino acids. Gene Ontology annotation, molecular function: DNA-binding transcription factor activity, RNA polymerase II-specific; sequence-specific DNA binding. The record is from RefSeq and is a predicted model, not a curated record.